AUGACAAAUGAUAAUCCUGCUAUCACGACUUCCUCCUCAUCUACUGUGCCUCGCACUGUGUUUCAUGAGGAUGACUUUACACAUCCCUGUCAUCCCCUAUAUGUGCAUCCAUCAGACGUACUAGGAGCUUCUUUGGUUUCUAGUCCGUUUGAUGGCACCUGCUAUGGCAGCUGGAGGAGAAAUAUUUUGGUUGCUCUCUCUAUUCGAAAUAAACUUGAUUUUAUUAGCGAUUCUUCUACAAAGCCGCCUGUUGGAUCUCCUCUGGCUCGCCAAUGGCAACGAUGUAAUGAUCUUGUAGUUUCAUGGUUGAUCAACUCUUUGUCAAAAGAGAUAUCUCGUAGUGUAGAAUACUCUGAAUCUGCCAAGGAAAUUUGGUGUGAAUUGGAAGAGAGAUAUGGUAAAGCUGAUGGGGCUAGAGUCUUUGAGCUAAAGAAAGAAUUAGCUCAUAUUUCCCAAGGGUCUUUAGACAUAGCCUCGUAUUUUAACAAAAUUAAACAACUCUGGGAUGAGAUUGCAUCCUACAAGAUCAGAGUUUGUACUUGUGGAGGAAAAGCUGCUGAGGAUGAAGAGCAAAAGGUUUAUCAGUUCCUUAUGGGUCUGAAUGAUACCCGCAACCUAGAAGUUCAAAUAGGAAAAAUCUCUCAAGCUUCAAAUUCUCGUCCUAUGGAGGACUACCAAGUGAUACAGUGGUAA
Nicotiana attenuata is the source of this 693-nucleotide messenger RNA. RefSeq lists its product as uncharacterized. The record is from RefSeq and is a predicted model, not a curated record. The transcript has a single exon. Bases 1 to 693 code for a protein of 230 amino acids. Lineage: Eukaryota; Viridiplantae; Streptophyta; Magnoliopsida; Solanales; Solanaceae.